Molecule: messenger RNA, 825 nt
Organism: Guillardia theta CCMP2712
Lineage: Eukaryota; Cryptophyceae; Pyrenomonadales; Geminigeraceae
Exons: 10
Coding region: 1-825 (274 amino acids)
Source: RefSeq, a predicted model, not a curated record
AUGGACGUUCUACACCUGAGAUUCUACGAGGAGACAAGUCUCUCCAAUCGGAACGAGGGGAAACAAGUGUGUAAUGAAACAGUGGAGUUAUCGGGCAUCAUGCUCUCCUUGCUCUGUCUGAACUCUGCUCUCGGCGAAUGUUUGCAGAUAUCUCAGAUCGAGAUGUUGUGGCAGAAGAGGCGCACGACCAUCGUGACGUCAAAGUUCCACGGAGGAGAGAGGGUUCUUCAUUUCGAAGGGCAGAGCGAGCAGCAGCCGGCGGAUCAAAGAGGAGCACGACUAGAUUCUUACAGCUUCUGCCAAGGAGCUCAUCCGUAUCAACUUGUUUGCCUGCACCACUCCCGAGCUAACACCUUCAUGCUACAGACUCUUGAGGGCAAAUCCUCUUGCACGUGCAAGGAGGACCCUGGGCGAUGUUUGCCUGCUCUGUCCUCUGCGGGCAAGGAGUGUGUUGCUAUGAUUCGCGACUCAGGUCUCUCGCUGCAAUCUAAUUGCACCUUGGUAGCCACCCAUGUCGGGGGGCUGUCUCCAGAGGAGCCUGCGGAGGACGGCAUCACUGCGAUGCACUGCUCGACGUUGGUUAUUCGGUACAGCACCCUCAGGGGUAUCGGGGCGAGCAAGAGGAACGCAGCACAGUUCUUCGCUCCAGCUCAAGUUGAGCAUCUUGCCGAGGUGAUUGCGAGGGACCCGCCGCCGAUCAACGACGGCAGCCAGGCAUGCGCGGAGAUUUCUCUCAGUCCCUCUGAUGCGCCUCACAAGGAAGUCACCACGCUGCAAAUUGUUCAUCGAGGGAAGGACCAGGACAGCAAGGUAGCAAGAGCAUGA